AUGUUGUCGGUUCUUCCCAUGGGCCUUGCCCUCCUCGGUGCUUCUACCGUCCUCGCCCAGACGCCUCCCUCAUGCUCCCUCACCCAGAAGUGCCCCGAGAGCGCACCAUGCUGCUCCCAAUAUGGCCAAUGCGGUACCGGUGCCUUCUGCCUCGGCGGUUGUGAUCCCCGAAUGUCCUUUUCUCUCGACGCCUGCGUUCCCGCCCCCGUCUGCCAGGACAAGAAGAUGUCCAUGAACUCGCUAGACAAGAUUGUUGAUAUCAGCAAGUACUACGGUGAUCCGAGCAAGGCCGACUGGGUUUCUCAAGGUGAGCCCGCGCUGUACAACAAGGAGGCCGUUCUCCUCACGAUGCCCGCUAAGAGCGUCGGAACUGUCCUUGCCUCCUCUACCUACCUUUGGUACGGUAGUGUCUCCGCAAAGAUCAGGACAUCGCGUGGUCCUGGUGUCGUGACAGCUUUCAUCUUGUAUGGCGACGUGAAGGACGAGAUCGACUACGAAUGGGUCGGCGCCGACCUGGAAAUGUCCCAGACCAACUACUACUUCCAGGGUAUUCCCAAGUACGACCAGUCUGGCAAUAUCUCCCUCUCUGACACGUUCAACAACUGGCACACGUACGAGAUUGAGUGGACCCCCGAUGAAAUCAAGUGGAUGGUAGACGGUCAGGUUGGCCGAACCAAGAAGCGCUCCGACACAUGGAACGCGACUGCCCAGCAGUGGGACUUCCCUCAAACGCCCGCCCGUGUCCAGCUGUCCAUCUGGCCCGGUGGUGCCGACACCAACGCCAAGGGUACCAUCGACUGGGCCGGAGGUCCCAUCAACUGGGAGCACGAGGAUAUCAAGAAGAACGGAUACUUCUAUGCCAUGGUCAAGGAUGUCGAGAUCAACUGCUACAAUGCCAAGAGCUCUCCUGGCACCAACAGCAAGAAGAGUUACUACUACAACAGCAUGAAGGCUACCAACGACACUGUUGUGGACAGCGACAAGGACACCAUUCUGAAGAGCUUUCUCGGCACCGGUCUCGACAUGAACGCAGGUGCCUCAUCGGCUUCCGGCACCGGCACCGGCACCGCGGCGCAGCCUACCGCCUCAGCAGCCACGAUUCCGGGUGGAAGCAGCUCUGGCACGGGCAACGACCACAGCGACAGUGGUAGCAGCUCAUCCGGCUCCGGGUCUUCUGGCUCAGGCUCCGGUGAUUCAUCCGGCUCCGGUUCCGGCAGCAGCAGCGGUUGCGGAAACAGUGGCUUCUCGCAAGACUGCAACAGUGGCUCCAGUGGCAGCUCUGGCUCAACAAGUGAGGGCUUCCGCCGUGAAUCCUCUUUCGGCGCCAGCGCCUUUGCCGCACUUGUGGCUGCCACUGCUCUCUUCUGGCUAUGA
Messenger RNA from Colletotrichum abscissum, 1374 nucleotides. Its product is annotated as glycosyl hydrolase family 16. The transcript has 3 exons. Lineage: Eukaryota; Fungi; Ascomycota; Sordariomycetes; Glomerellales; Glomerellaceae. The record is from RefSeq and is a predicted model, not a curated record. Bases 1 to 1374 code for a protein of 457 amino acids. Gene Ontology annotation, biological process: carbohydrate metabolic process; cell wall organization. Gene Ontology annotation, molecular function: chitin binding; hydrolase activity, hydrolyzing O-glycosyl compounds. Gene Ontology annotation, cellular component: cell wall.